Molecule: messenger RNA, 1071 nt
Organism: Triticum turgidum subsp. durum (durum wheat)
Lineage: Eukaryota; Viridiplantae; Streptophyta; Magnoliopsida; Poales; Poaceae
Source: the annotation of a GenBank genome assembly
AUGUCUCCUGCGCCUCUGAUUAUCAUUGUCCUAUCCUCUCUUCUGACAUGCUCGUUACUAGGUGCUAGUGCUACAGCUCUCCACGAUCAUGGUGAUGCUAGCACCGACUUCCAAGCCCUCCGUUGCCUUAAACUUCAUCUCAGCACUUCUGGAUUCCUACCCUCAUGGAAGAUUGAUGGUUCCCUCCAAAAUUUCUGCACUUGGUCCGGUGUUACCUGCAGCAAGAGGCACACGUCUCGUGUGGUUGCACUGGACCUCGAGUCACUCUACCUUGAUGGCCAAAUGCCUCCUUGCAUUGCAAAUCUCACUCUCCUCACAAGAAUCCACCUCCCAAAUAAUCAGCUUUGGGGUCCAAUCCCGACUGAACUUGGCCAACUGAAUACGUUGCGGUAUCUUAACCUCAGCUCAAACAAUCUUAGCGGCAUGAUCCCGAGCACUCCGUCCUCAUGCUCUCAGCUUAGAGUCAUUGAUCUUGCGAGCAACUCCUUCAGCGGUGAGAUCCCACCAAACCUAAGCCAAUGUUCAAAUAUUCAGCAGCUCAAGCUGGAUCACAACAGGCUGAGUGGAGGCAUCCCCGAAGGGUUGGGGAUACUCCGCAACCUUUCAGUUUUGCAUCAUGCUGGAAAUACUCUGACAGGUAAUAUACCUCUUUCACUUGGAACCAGUUCUGCUCUUCACUCUGUUAAUCUCACUGACAAUAGCCUCACAGGACCUAUCCCGUCUCUACUAGCUAAUAGUUCAUCACUUCAAUUUUUGGUCUUAACCAAAAAUCAGCUAGGUGGAGAGAUUCCAUCUGCACUAUUCAACAGCACAUCACUCAAAAUCUUGUCCCUGGGAGUAAACAACUUUAUUGGGUCCAUACCUGCUGUUUUCCUGAAUUUUGAUGACUCGCCCUUGCAACAUAUUGUCUUGGCAUCAAAUAAUCUUGCAGGGGCAAUACCUUCUACUCUAGGGAACUUUUCUUCCCUUCGCUGGCUCUUACUUUCACAGAAUAAUUUUCAAGGUAGCAUCCCAGCGAGUAUAGGUAAGCUUCGCAACCUGCAACUACUAGACCUGAGUUACAACUUCUAG